This is a messenger RNA of Nematolebias whitei (Rio pearlfish), 6236 nucleotides long. RefSeq names its product Rho guanine nucleotide exchange factor (GEF) 5 (gene arhgef5). Gene Ontology annotation, molecular function: protein binding; guanyl-nucleotide exchange factor activity. NCBI's taxonomy places the organism in Eukaryota, Metazoa, Chordata, Actinopteri, Cyprinodontiformes, Rivulidae. The record is from RefSeq and is a predicted model, not a curated record. The transcript has 15 exons. Gene Ontology annotation, biological process: intracellular signal transduction; activation of GTPase activity. Bases 493 to 5649 code for a protein of 1718 amino acids. Gene Ontology annotation, cellular component: nucleus; cytoplasm.
GUGGGGGGGUGUCCUCUCAGUCUUAUGAUCAGUAACAGGGGACAGCAGAAGUGGACACAUUCACAAGUCUUUUUUUGUUGUUGCUUGUUUUAUGCGGGAUCUUUCCUGUGGAAUGCCAACAAAUGUGAAGACAAACGUUGAGGCGAAGAGGAGGGGAAAGAUAAGUGUCAAUCUGUCGAGACUUGUUUGGGAAUUUGAGGAAGGAGGAGAGCUAGGGAAAGACAGCGAGAGGCAGCAAGAGGAAAAAGCAAGGAGCACUCAGGCAUAAACAUGAACUAUUCAAAAGAGUUGAUCGACUGAGAGAGAGAGAGAGAGAAAAGACAGUUGAGAUUUAUUAGGAAAAACAAGAGGAAAUCUACUCGGAUAACGCCAAGACAAAGAGAAUGAAUUGUCAAAAGUUGUGCAAUCCUAUGCUUUUGAGCUGAGCUUAAACAGAGGGGGAGAGCAGUAUCUCCUCUGGAUACACGUUCAGAUUCACCAAAUUAUGGUACCAUGGGGAGCAAAAAGGCCAUUUCUACCAUUUUUGACACGUUGUCUAGCCUAACUGUACCUGACUACAAGUUUCAUUCAGGACGAAACUCUCGAGACCCAAGUCCAUCGCCAAAAACUAUUGCUUCGUUGGAAGAAGAAAGAGUCAACAAACAAAAUAAAAACGGGAGGAGGGAGGUGGAGCAGCAGCAACACAAAGACAGAGCUUCUGAUCUCUGGGUCAGAGAAAGAAAAAGAGAGCCGGAUGAAAGAGGAAGGAGGCGAGAAGAUGACAAGAGCCAAAAUGGUAGGCUGCUGUCGAAUGUGGAGAACACAGAGACUGAGCAAGGAAUAAAAAAGAAGGGAAAGAAAGGUGAUACAUUUCCAAGAAUGAAACAAGUUGACAGAGGUCCUCAAAGUACUCCUCCUGAGAUGGAAGAAGACAGGAGACAGAGAGAUGGUCAAAUAGAUAGCUGGGAGAAAAAGAGACAGAUGUACAGGGAAAGAGAAGGGCGACAAAACCCUAGAAGAAGAUACCCUGAAGACGAGAGAACAGUAAAGAGUGAACAAUAUACCUGUAAGAUGUCUGGAGUUGAACUUCAAGAGAGGACAAGUGAAACUACUGGUUCACGGGACACAAGAGAUAAAGAAGUAGCUAGAAAAAGAGAAAAGAUGAGAGCUGAUGUGGAUGAGGCCAAGAUGUAUUCACUUCAUAGAGGUCAAGAAAAAGAGAGGUACGCAGAAAGAAAGGAGAGGGCUCAGAGGAAAGAGAGGAUGAAAGAUGCCAGGAAUGAAGGAGACCUUGAGAGUAAGCUGAGAAGAGACCAAAUGAAGGACAGAGAGAGGGAAGAGGCAUCAAGUCAAUUCAGCAAAUAUGAGGAGGUAAACAGCAGCAAAAUGCCACUAGAGAGGGAUAAGGAUGGGCAGAGAAAGAGAGACAUGGAUAGAUCCAGGAGGAGAGAAGAGGACAACCGGAAAAGAUCUGACGAGGUUUUCAUGAGAACAGCAAGGCAGGUGGACAGAGAGGAAAUAUUGAGAAUGGAAAGAAAAUUAAUUGAUGAUAGGAGAGUGGAUGAUCAAUACAGAAAUGAGAGAAGAUACAAGAAGACAUGUGAACAACAGGCAGACAAAAGCAACAGAUCCAUGAAUGAUUCAGCUCAGAGGCCGCCUCCACAAGUCCAAAGAGGCAGAGAACGGAUCAGUGAUGGGGACAUUGAGAAAUAUAGACAAGACAGAGACAUUUAUAGGGAAAGGGAAAGAAGGACAAGACAGGCUGUUGAAGGUGAAAGAAUAAAAGAAAGAUGCAGCGAACCAAAGGCAGCAGCUGACAGAAGUCAGAAGCAACAAAUAAGAAGUGAGAAACAAGGAAGAGAUAGAAGAGAAACCACAAAUAGCUUGCCAGAGAAGAAAAGGAUGUGGUUAGAGCCACAGAGGGGCAAGACAACUGAAGAUAAAAACAGUGAGAGUUAUCAAAUGCAGAAAAGGGAGAGGAGAAGGGAGGAGAUGAACGUGGAGUCAAUGGAAGAAAAGGGAAGACCCAAGAGGCGAGAAAAAGCAGAACCAGAUGAGAGGAACUUGGAGCAAAGCUAUUCUAAAAGAAGGCAUGGUGGCAGAGAUGUGUAUAGCGGAGACUCUGCGGGAGUGAGUGUAGAUGGAGACGAUGAGGUGAGUGAAAUCUGGACAGAGCGAGGAGGGAAGGAACAUCUGUCUGACAGUUGUGGAGAGAUAGAGGAACGGCGACAGGGAGAUCUACAGGGAGAGAUAAUGACCAACAACACUGAGGAGAGUGACACAGACGAAGAUGGUGGGCGUGAAUCUUGGGCACCAUCUGGAAGUGAAAGAGGAAAUGAUGGGAGUUGGAAGCAAGACAGAAUUAUGUCAGGAGAGAACAUGGUUGUGACUUUGUCCAGUGGUGGAGACGAGGAAGAAGAAAGAGAAAAUUAUCAAAAGGAGUUUAAGGACUAUAAGAAUUCCUGUGAAGCUGGUGCUUCAGAUGAGGAUCCAACGCCUGAUAGUUCCAUGGGUUCUGAAGGUGAUGAUCGGGACGAAUCUACUACAAGGAAUGAGGAAGUGGUUAAUGAUGAUGCACAAGGGAGUCAAAAGAAGCCAAAGUAUGUCUUCUUUGUUGCUGGGCAAAGUCAUUCCCGGUCAGAAACAACUGAGCUGUCAUCGUCAGAAGAUGAUGAAGUGGGAGGAGUGGAAAUAGACGAACCAAAUUCAGAAACUCUUAAUCAAAGUAGUGAUGAGGCCAAACAUGAAUCUCAGGAUGCCCAGCAGCUGACAUCCAGCAGAAACAACAAGCAAAGUGACUACAGUUUUCCAAUAAAGGAAGGACUCUCAACAGGAGACACAGCUGAAGGGGACAUUCGAUACAAUGCAUCCAAAGAGCUACAAGAUGUUGAACUUAAAGAGGAAAUGAGGAGCAAAGUGGAACCCGUGCGCACAGGAUUUAGAGAAAUGAAAAGCGACUCAAAAACUGAACAACUCCUUGUACAUUGGAGAGAAAAUAAUAAAGGAAGACGACAAAGUCAUGCUGAUACUCGUUCUAGAGACAGUUUGGAGCGAAUUCCACCCUUCUUGGAUGACAUGAACAUUGAAACAAUGAGUCAAGAAGAGAUGGACGAAGUUCGGAUCAGAAUGAGCGGGGCAUGGACCAUGUCCAAGGAGCCAAAGCGGCAUUCCCAAGCCCCCCACCUGAAAUGGGCUACAAGUGUGGUGCGCGAGAUCCUGGGACACUCUGAUGAACAGGUGGUGAAUGAACCAAAACAAGAUCAAGGGGCCAAACAAAUCAAGAAUGAUGAGGAAAAAGACAUUGAUCCACAAAGGAGUUUUGAUUUGCCGAUUAUUUCGUUGACAAGAGAUGAUCAGAAUUCAGACCCGGAACUGGAGGAGGAAGACCUGGAGGUGGACUUUAAAGGUAUGGGACAGACCCAAGCCAACAUUCAAGCAGGCCACGUCACAGCUAUACAUGUUGUAACACCUUCAUACACUAAUACUGACACACAUUUAAACACCGAGGGGAAGGAAAAUCACACUAUGGACCAAAAGACUGAACUCUCUGGUCAGGCUCAGUUAGAAAGAGCAGAUAUAAAAGAGUUAAGAGAAACAGACAAUGGAAAAAGCAAGGGAAAGGAGGUGGAGGAGUAUUUAAUGAUCAACACACUGUACAAGCCUAAAAGCUGCCCCGUUCUUAACUAUGAUUCAGAACCUGAUCUUGUAACUCUCCCUAAAGAGGGUAGAAGCCAGGAGGUUAAAGACGAAAUGAGUGAAGGAGCAGAAGACAGGCAGACAGAAGAGGGGAAUACAGAAGCGGAGAUGGAGAAAUUUAUAGAAGAAACUGAGGUGGAAGUUAGAAAGGAUGAGAUAGGAGCUGAAUUGAAAGCGGCGACUGUCACAAAGUCUUCCAGUUUUCUGAAUAUGAGCCCUGAAGUUCGCAUACGGAGGCGGGCGAUCCGUAAAACCAAUAAACAAAGAGACGAAGACCAUGUAGACGUGGAAGAAGAAAUAAGUGUUGGAAGGGAUCGCAGAGCCAGAGUAUUCUCUCCAACAGCUUUUAUUUCUUACACGUUCAAGAUGAUGUUUUGUAGCGUCACUACAAAUAGCUACAUUUUUAUUUCAGAUGACGUUCACAGUAAAAGCUUGGGAGAGGUGAACCUAAGGAAUGCUUUCGACAAAAUGGCAAGACUCCAGGGGAAUUCAAGUUUUCUCAAUGCAGCGCUGCUCUACCAGCAGUACAACGAGGCGGCACAGAACAUUGAGAUUCUGCGUCAGUUUCGCUCCGAUGUUCUCUCAGUGGGUGAAGACCCUAACCUGUCCCCCAUGCCCUCACCUCCCCCUGCCCGCAGACCUCUUCCUCCCAUACCUCCAGUCCCACAGUUGUGCUCCUUGACUCAUGCCGGCUCUGUCACAAGUGCCAAAAAUUUGCCUCUCCCAGACAUCCCCAGGACUGAGCACAGGCCGCCCUCUCCACGUUUGUCCAUCUCACUCACACAGUAUUCCGUUCUGUGGCGGGAAUUGCCGGAAGUCAGGAAUGACCCUGAGCUGGAGAUGCUCACAGAGGAUCAAAGACGACUACAGGAGGUGAGAUUUGAGGUUGUGACGUCUGAAGCAUCCUAUUGCCGGAGUUUGGACAUAGUUGUUGAUCAUUUCGUCAAGUCCAAAGAUCUCGAUACGCUGCUGACCACUCAGGAUAAAAAGUGGCUGUUCUCCCGCCUGUCCGACGUUCGAGCCAUCAGCCGCAGAUUUUUAUCCAAACUGGAGGAGCGAGUGGAGUCGGACGUCAUGCACUUUACUGUGUGCGACAUCAUUGUUAAGCAGUGUCCACGCUUCAGGACAGUUUAUGUGCCGUACCUCACCAACCAGUCAUAUCAGGACGCCACCUACCAAAAACUCAUGAACGGGAAUCCGGGGUUCAAGCGGGUUGUGGAAGCGUUAGAGAAGAGUCCUGUUUGUCAGAGACUUCCUCUUCGCUCCUUCCUUGUGCUUCCCUUCCAAAGAAUCACAAGAAUGAGGCUGCUGGUCCAGAAUAUUGUGAAAAGAACAACUCCUGGUACAGUGGAGGCAACAAAUGCCAUCAAAGCGUUAAAACUUCUUGACAAGAUGAUUCAAGACAGUAACGACAGCAUCUCUCAGAUGAAAAACAUUGAGUCUUUGGUCACUCUCAAUUCUAAGGUGGACUUUGAGUGCAGAACUCUUCCUCUUGUCAGUCAGUCUCGGAGAGGGGGGAGGUUCACGGUGGUCGACCACAGUCCUGUGAAAGACCUGCGUGCGGAGAACUUCCGCGUUAAACUUCUCUCCCUACAGAAGAACGUUUUCCGGUUGCACUGGACCAACGAGUCCCUGCUUCUAAGAACCGAUUCACAGAGUGAUAAGCUACGCUGGAUAUCAGCCAUCUCCAGGCCCCAUCCAGAACUAGAUUUUUCUGCUGCAGAAGAUUUAGCCCAGAUGCAGUGUAUCCGAGCUUAUAUUGCUCAGCAGCCUGAUGAGCUGUCUUUAGAAAAAGCUGACGUUAUCUUGGUGCACCAGGACUCCAGUGACAAUUGGGUAGAGGGAACCAAACUGUCAGAUCUACAUCGCGGAUGGGUGCCCAAGUCCCAUUUGGAGGUCAUUACCAACCCCAAAGCCAGAAAACACAACCUGUCAGAUGCCUACAAGUUGACGACGGCUACAGCUGCUGUCUGAGCUGACUGCUGACUUCAGGAGUAAACAGAGGGAUGUCCUGAAUGCAUCACACUGUAGUUUAUCUGCUACGCGCUUCUGGUUGCUGCAUACCGGACUGUGGAUAUUCACUUUUGUUAAUAAAGUGUGCACAAAUGCAGCAGCUAAACCAACAACAACAAACUACAAAAAUGGAUACAAGUGUAGAUUUGUGUUUCGCUGGUUUCAUUCUGAGAAACGUUUUCAUGCUGGACAGUGCACAGGUUGGUAUGAGAGCCAUUCCCAGUUAUUUCUUUCAUUACAAUGUCAGGUACGUCGCAAACAUUUUCUGUAAAUCAGUGUUCUUAAAGUGCAUUGAUAGAUCUGUGUUUUAAAAGAAAAAAAAGGUAAGGGAGUUGCUUUCCUACAAGGAAUACUAUUUUUGGAAAACCAUUAUUUUGUGUGCAUAAUGACUAAAGACUAUGAUGCAAAAAUGUUUGGGAAAUUGCUUGUCGGAGCCCUGCAUGCAUAAAAGAUAACAUGUAUAUGCAAUGUCUUUGAGAGAAUUUAGUGAUGUACAGAGCUUCAUAUAAGAAAGACAUUUCAAUAAAGUCACAUUGAUGGAAUCAAAA